Sphenostylis stenocarpa is the source of this 2073-nucleotide messenger RNA. The record is from the annotation of a GenBank genome assembly. NCBI's taxonomy places the organism in Eukaryota, Viridiplantae, Streptophyta, Magnoliopsida, Fabales, Fabaceae.
AUGUCUAGUGGUCUCUGUAUUGAACUGAGGCUUUAUAUGUCAAUGCCGCUUUUGAGGAGAAAGCAUUUUGCCUUGACUGAGCCACCUAAUGAUCUGGUGCCAGGAGAGAGUCUCUUUCAAAUUCGGUUUACCAAAGAAAUAUUCCGAGAUUAUAAUGAUUAUUUGAAACGAUUAAAUCAAUACCGUCAGAGGGUUUGGACAUGCAAAGUAACUGGAAAAACUGGCUUAACUUAUGAAGAGGCGCUGGUGUCAGAGAAGCAUGCUACUGGGAAAGUUCAACAGAUUCCGGAAGAAUUAGUCGCACCUGCACUUAGGAUUAUUCAGUACAGCAUGCUCCCUUUGAAGGAUCUUGCUGAUUCUAUUGCUGAAAAGUUGCAGAAGUUGUUUGUGGGCUCUCAAUUGUAUGGAAAAAAGAAUGACAGACUGCUUCCUUGCAAAAUAUUAAAGGCGAUGCAGGAAGAUGCUGAAAAUGUCAGCUAUCUGGUCGCUUGGCUUGAUGAAAGCAAUAAUGUUAUUGAAAGAGCAGAAGUCAGUUCUCGAGAUUUGGUACAGAAGAAGCCACCUUUUAGUAGAAAUCUUUUGAAGUAUUUUAUCCGUGAAUGUACAUAUCAAAAUGCUCCUUGGGUUUUACACGAUAAACUUGCAAAAAAACAUGGAAUCUCAACUGACAUUCCAGAGGAGUUAAGGGGAAAGGUUUCCAUUAACAAUGGACUUGUGGUCUUCACUAAAAAAAGAAAAAAUGAGGAAGAGUCAAUCAAAUAUCCAAUUGAUGAUCUAUUAGUGAAGCCUAGUCCAGAUGAUCCUGUUUUCAGUAGUCGUCCUUCUCCAUCAAGAGACUUUAAUGUUCCAAUUUAUUGUGUAGGGGAUCUCUUAAUGGUUUGGGAUUUUUGUAUGUCUUUUGGUAAACUGCUACGAUUGUCGCCUUACUCGCUCAAAGAUUUUGAAAAUGCAAUCAGCCACAAGGAUAGCAAUGUAGUUCUCCUAGUGGAAUCUCAUGCAGUACUCUUUCGUGUGCUCAUCAAAGGCAAUUAUGAAUACUCUGCAGCUGUUCAAGAAAAAUUACGGAAGAAGAUUACAAUGAUUAGUUGGAAAGACUAUUUAUGUGAGUUUUUAGAAAUGAUCAAAAUUCCCAAGCUGCUGCAGUACGAAGCAACAAUUAAACGGGGACAUUAUGGCUACAUAGAUGUCAAUGCUAAAAUAGAAAUCUUUCGUGAGUUAGUCAAUCGAGCCCUUGAUACUGCUACUGUCAGGGAAAAAUUGGAUGACUUUAUUGAACAAAGGCGGGUACUGGGGGCUGCUAAAAGGGAAGAAGCAAUUCAAGCUGCUGCGAAGAAAAGAAAAGUAAACGAGCACUUGAAAGCUGAUUCUGGAAGCGAAUCUGGUCAGAAUGGGCAUCAUCUUGAUCAGAGUGCAACCGUUUCAAUGAAUAAUAAUCACAGUAUACAGAAUGGUACUAUUGGAAAAAAUAGAAUCAGAGAGAUAGAAUCAUCUUGGCAAAAAGAUGUAUUGGAUAGUGGUAUCAAGUCUUCAAACCUUGCUUCAAAAAUGUCAGCUGAAAUGUUUGAUUCAGAGCUGAAUCAAUUAGCAGAAAUUGGAAAAGUAUCCAGAAAGGAAUCACAGAAACAACCGAAGGGUGAUAAGGAUCAACCAGAGAAAAACAACGAACAAAGGAGAGAAUAUUUUGAUCGGGAGAUAGAGAAAUGGUGUAUUCGUACAAGUUUCCUAGGUAUGGACAGAUAUUAUAAUAGGUAUUGGUGGUUUUACCGCGAUGGAAGGAUAUUUGUCGAAAGUCCUGAAUCCAAGGAGUGGGGAUACUACAGUAGCAAGGGAGAGCUUGAUGGAUUGAUGAGUUCACUGAAUUGCAAAGGCGAGAGGGAAAGGACACUGCUAAAACAACUGAAAAAAUAUUAUAGUAGAAUAUGCUCAGAACUGGAGAAAAAUUCAAAGGAUUUGAUGCAUAAGAUUAGCCUGGAUGACUCUGUGGUCCGAAGGUCUACUCGUGUUCGCGCUCCACCUAGGGAAAAUCCUGCCAAAGCUUUCCUCAGAUAUGUAAACAAGUGGAAAGAAGAGUAA